AUGCCUUCCGGACACGAAGACGACCAUGGACAACAACGCAGCGGGCCAUCGGCGCGGGCUGCAAUGCAAUCCACAGUGGAUGCUAUAGGGGAACUAUUUGAGGUCGUCGAUGGUGUGCAAGUCCCAAAUGCGCUAUCUCACAUCCCGCGCCCACCGGACGAGAUCGUCCAUCGGUUUACGCUCCGCGACAUCGAGAUGAUCAUGCUGCUGUCCAUCCAGGCUGGUCUUCUCUCCGACACAGCCCCUGGAGGGGCCACGGGUGCUGAGGGAUUGCGCAACGAUCCUAUGCAGAUCGCGAGAGGGCCUAUGAAUGAGGAGCGGUCAAAGCACGCUCUAAGUUCUAUCUCCCGCUUUGACACGUCUUCCUCUGCUACGCUGCAGAAUACGAUGAACAAUCAGAUGACCGCGGCCGCUAAACACCCCGCUGGAAGCGCUAGCACCGUGCGCAACAUUUCUGCGACUGCCCAUGAGGCUCAUGAUCGGGACACUGGAUCGCCCGCAUCGCGUGCAAGCAAGAGCACCCCAGGUCAGGUUUCAGACGGUGCCACCCCUGUUGCACCAACGUCGAACACGCGGGACGGCACGGCCGACGAUGGAGCAAGCGAGGUGGGUCUCGAAGAGGCGACCCCUGCGCAGAUCGCGCAGCACGCACUCCUGGGCUUCGCGUUCACUUCCCUCAGCGACGCCGGGCCCGUCAAGCUGGACUUUCACUCAGUUAACAAGCGUCCUGUGUCAACGGCCAAGGUCCAUGCUCUUGUAGAGUCCUUCCGCAACGCGGGCGUCCAAAACUGGCGGAACCCUAUGCCGAUCCUUGUACCGGCCGGGUACAUCGAUCUCAGCACCGUGACAAGGGCGCACAUCGAGUGUGCAAACGGGCCAAUGCUAGAGUGGCUCCCGGCUGCGCACGGCCAGACGGUCGAGUGUCUCGACGGUCGACACCGCCGGGAAGCGCUGCUACUCCGCUUGCAAGCUCUUGACACAAGGCGCAACGAGAACAUCCCGCGGAAUAUUGAAGCCCUUCAAGGCCUCCUGGACGACAUCGACGCCCUCGGAGCGGACCAGAUGAGAUGGCUGGUGAGCCUGUACGACGAGGGUGAGCAUCCGACCAACGUCUUCGUCUUCGGGUGUGCAGAGGACGCUGGGCUGAUCAUCCUCACAGACAUCAUUGGGGACAACGAGGCCGUCAAGAACCUUCUCUUAGCUGACCCCGACCGGUCAUGGACCCGUCAUCUCUGA
This is a messenger RNA of Trametes versicolor FP-101664 SS1, 1236 nucleotides long. RefSeq lists its product as uncharacterized. Bases 1 to 1236 code for a protein of 411 amino acids. The transcript is spliced from 4 exons. The record is from RefSeq and is a predicted model, not a curated record. Lineage: Eukaryota; Fungi; Basidiomycota; Agaricomycetes; Polyporales; Polyporaceae.